Dromiciops gliroides (monito del monte) is the source of this 9334-nucleotide messenger RNA. RefSeq names its product interferon-induced very large GTPase 1-like. Gene Ontology annotation, molecular function: GTP binding. Lineage: Eukaryota; Metazoa; Chordata; Mammalia; Microbiotheria; Microbiotheriidae. The record is from RefSeq and is a predicted model, not a curated record.
CUAAUACUCUUUACUCUGUACUCUCCUACAGUCAUCUCUACACCACAGAAUAAUGAUGAUGAACCACACCUGGGAGACCCAGGAAGAAUAGACCUGGAGGAGAAGUUGAGAGAAUUGGGAGUGGAUACUCAUUACUGGGUACAGAAAAACCUGACCUCUGCUCAGGCUUUACAACACUCACGACAGAGGGAAAUCUUGACACUGAAAUCCCAGGCCAAACAUCCUUGGGAGAAAUGGGUAUUGGAGACACUUGUUCAUCUUGAGCAGGAAGGCUCAGAGGAGAUGCAAGAGAAACACUGGGUGACAGUGAAGGAGAGACAAGAGUGGGCACAGUCAGCCUUAAAGGACCUUAAGGAGAUGCAGGAAGCAGGCAAAAGCCGUGAGGAGGAGCUUGUGAGGAAGAAAGAAGAGGAGCUGAGGCAGGCCAUGGAGAUCCCACCCAAGUACUGGCCACUUCCUGAGAAACCCCUAAUGGAGGUCAUAGAAAGCAUGAAGAGGCACCUCAGUUACAUGGAGUGCACGCUUUACCAUAGGGAGAAUCUUCCUGACAGGGAGCUCCUCAAACAGGUGUCAGGUGGCCUAGCUCUGCAGGGGAUUUACCAAACCAACCACCCUGAGGAUCUUUUGGAGAAGAGAGAAGAACUGAUCAGCCUCCCAGAGAACUUUUCCCUGUUCAGCUCAGAAGAGGGAACAAGGAUGGAAACAAAGGAGUUUUUGUCUUCUCAUGAAGAGUCCAUGUUUACCCAAAGCAUGGAGAAAUUGGGCUUCAGUGUUAGCUUCUUGGCUAAAGGUGGAGGUUGGGGAUUUACCCUGGAGGGCAGCACCAGUGCCACCAGAUCUUCUGAGUCUAGAGAGGCCCAUAAGUCAAGCUCUGAGCACACUUACAGCUGUACCACCAAAUUCAGCUAUAUCCCAUUAGCCUCCUGCCACUUUGCAAGAGAUCAGCUCCACCUUUCCAAGUCAGCUCUGCAAGAGUUAAAGCAGCUGGAGGAGCUUCUGAGCCUCUCCAGUGGUUCAGAAUCCCUUCAAGUACUGAGGCAGAGAUGUGAGGCAUUUUUCCAAAGGUUUGGCUCUCAUGUGAACCAGGGCCCUUUGCACUUGGGAGGGGUAUUCUGGUGGAAAGCUGUAGCUGAGGGCUUCAGGUCAGAGGAGCUGCAUGAUGUGAAGAGACAAGCUUCAGAGGCACUGGAUGUGUACAUUGGAGGCAGCUACAGUGGUUUUGGAGUGACAACUGCAGUCGCAGUAAAUGCAUCAAACUCUCAGUCCCAAAUGGCUUCUCACAAUACAAGGUCCACUGAUUUGCAAGGAAGAUUCCAAAUGUCUGUAUACCAAACAGGAGGCCCCCCAGAGGUGGAUUCUCUCCCACAGUGGAAAGCUGGUCUUGUGGCCAGUAACCAGACCUGGUGUGUCAUUGACAGAGGCCAUCACCUAGUGCCUGUUUGGGACAUAAUUCUGUCUAACCAUAGACAAGAUUUUCAGGAUCCUCUUCGAGUGAGUCGCUACCUCAAAGACACUUACACAACCCUGACUGGCCGAUGUGCAAGGAUCCAGGAUGGAGAGGAGUUAGUGAGUGCAGUGGAGGAUGCCAGGGCUUUUGUAGAAGAAGUGAGAUCCUGGGAAGUCACUGAGCCUCAGGAGAAGCUGAUGAAAAUGAUGGAUUUCAUGCAAAAGCUGAGUGAGAAAACUAGGAAUAAUAAUACCUGGAUUAAUAUCUGUCUCAAAGACCUGGCUCUGCAGCAGUUCUUGGUGGGCAUUGUCAACCUUUGCAAGGACUUCCCAGUUCAUGAAAUCACAUUCAUUAAAUCUCAGUUACGUGGCCUUCUGUAUCCUCAUGUGUAUCAAGUGAGAGACUUCCCACAGAGUCACUCAAUUAUGCAGUGGGUUUUCCACUCAGCAAAGCAGCAAGAAGAUAUCCCUGUCACAGAGUUUACUGAUUUCAUUCAGCUCUUAGAAAAGGCAAAGAAUGACCUUCUUGAAGUAAAGCACAACUCAGAGUUCUCAGGAGAGGUGGAAGAAACUCAAAGAAAUGUGACUUAUAAGAUCAGUUCCUCUCUCAGCUCCUUUCUGAAGGCCUUGAAACAGGCAGAGGAGUCAGGCACACACCUACUGCUACUUUCCAUUGCAGCUGCUGCAGGGUACAAGGAGGAAAACAAAACCUUCCACUGUCUCCUAGGAUGUGAAGAAUUAAAUUUCUUGUUAUGUAAAAUGAAAGAAGCUCAUGAAACAUACCAGAAACUUAAUAAGGAAUGUGGCUAUAGGGCUCAAGGGUUCCUACUGUUCACAGGGCUGACAGUAAGUCCUGGACCUAGUGCUGUGUCUGCAGAAGAAAAGAAGCAACGUUUGGAGCUUAUGCAAUCUCACAUGGGGCACUUGUGGUGCAAAGAAGUGCUUCAUGUCCUUGGGAAACCCAGGGUGCAGCAUGAUUGGGAAACUCUGGAGAAAGACCUCAAUUUCCUCAUCAGGGGAGAAUAUGAAGCUACAGUGACCUGUAUACAGCUGGAACAGGUGAAAAAAGAGCUGGAAAGUGUCUCUCAGAGAAAGAAGACACAUCAACCAGAACCAAGUCCCACCAAACAGCAUGAAGUGAUAGAAAAUUCCAACUUUCUAGACUUAGCCAAGAGGCUUGGUCUAGAGUGUUACUAUCCCAGGAAGAUGGGCCGAGCAGAUUUCCAUAUGAUUUACAAGGCCUCUGUGCAUGACACUCAGCCAGACACAGACAAGCAAUUGCCCUUUUAUUUCCUACAGAAGCUGCUGAUGCUGGAUUACAGGCUGAGAUACUUGGUUUGUAAAGAUGAUGGAGACUCAGUGGCCACUGGGACAAAUCUGACAAAUCUUGAGGAUGAGAUUUCAGAUCCUUAUUCUGUGUUUGAAUGUGAUGAUAUACCCCCUCUCCUCUUGUCCACAGGCAAGCCCCACAUCCACCCAAUGGACACCCAGAUGAUGAUUUUUCACUGUGCAGAUGAUUUCAUGAGACAAUACAUUUCCAACAAACUUUCCAUUUGUCAAUUUGCUCUCCCCCUUGUGGUGCCCAAUCCCUGUACUUCUGUAAUAGAAUUCCCCCUCUGGUCUCUCAGCCAUGUCAAGAGAAGCUGGAGACAGGUGAAGAAAUCAGAGGGAGAAGACACAGUCCUUAAUUUCAAUAACCAGCUCAUCUCCCAGGCAUCCAUCCCCAUUGUGUCCUUUAUAAGAGUUGUGAAUUCUGCUGCUUCUUCCAAAUCUCAGAUCUUAAACUCUCUGCUGAGUAAGCACAAACAUGAUGCUUUUUUCCACCGUCACUGCAGAGGCAGCAGCAAAUCCUGCCUCCUAAUGGGAGGUGUAGUAGAAAUCUCCUGGUUCUGUCCAGGGGGGAGAGAUGAAGACAGAUUUGAAAGCUGUGUUGCCUUCACUAAUCUCCAUGGAGAUGCCAAAGAUUAUGAGCCACAGCUCAGAUUCCUGCUGGAAAUUGCUGCAGUCACAGUGGUCCUAGUGUCUGCUUCUGAUAAAAGUGAGAGGACCACCAAAAUAGUUCGGGACCUGUGGAAAUCACCAAAACCUUUGGUCUGUUUAUUUGAUGACAAAGAAAAGACUGUGGGCAAUGAUUCUGGCCAGAAAGUGAGGAUUGGGAUCAGGAAUAGAAAUGAGGCUGAAUUAAUGGAUGAACUUGCAAGUGUCAUCAAGCGCUUGCUCCAGUCUUCAGGUCCCUUUCGUAGUCUAGAGGACUGUGCUGAAGUUGCUCGCCAGCAUGGCUUUCUUGUAGAUGUAGACAGGAAGGAGUGUCAGGAAGCCAAGGGAAAAGCACAGGCUUUGGUGGAUCUCAUGAAAGGAAUGAAAUUGUCUGAAAUGAAGGAGAAAUUACUGCCCCUUCAAGGAGAGCUUUGGCACCAGUGGUGUAAGAAGGAUAAGGAGCUUUGUCACUUGAGAGAAAAGGGCAACCGAAGCCUUGAACAGCACAAAAGUAAGAUUGAGACAGAAAAACAAAUAAUAAGACAAAAACAACUUAAGAUGGCAUUUCCCCUCAAUGACUUGAUGAGAUCUGUGCUUCAAAUCCUCCUGUCUCACUCAGAGAAAGACAAGAGCAGUGAUCUGUACUUCCUGCAGUGGUUGAGUAAGUUUAUGGACAACCUGACCAGAGGUCACCUGGAGAAACUCCAGAAGAGGUACAGCCAAUUGUGGUCCCUGGUGCUGGCAGAAAACCAAAAGGGAUCAAAGAGUGACUCCUUGAAAUCCCACCAAAUGGAACUAGAAGCUGUCUCCAAGGAGAUCAAGGAUUCCUCCUUGGGUAUUGAACAUCUCCUGAGAGAGGUUGGCCAAAUCUAUGAAGCACUGGAAGAAUUUUUCUCCCAAGGGGACUCUGUGUUCUUCUCCCUUCCUCAAAUUGCUGCUGACCUGAUGCUUUCUGGGUACCCUCUUGAGCUGAUGGAUGGGGAUGCUUCCUAUGUACCUCUGAAGUGGGUAGCAGCUGUUUUUGACAGAUUAAUUGAGAAAAUUGGAGACAAGAAGCUCUUUGUUCUCUCUGUCCUUGGCCUCCAAAGCACAGGGAAGUCCACUCUGCUGAAUGCUAUGUUUGGCCUCCAGUUUAAUGUGAGUGCAGGGAGAUGCACAAGAGGAGCUUACAUGCAGUUGCUGAAGGUGGAGGAGAAGCUGAGGGAAGAGCUGGGCUUUGGCUUUGUCCUUGUGGUUGACACAGAAGGGCUCCGGGCCCCAGAACUCAGCAGUAAAUCACAGAAUAGGGACAAUGAGCUGGCAACCUUUGCUAUUGGACUUGCAAACCUGACCUUGAUCAACAUAUUUGGAGAGAAUCCUUCAGAAAUGCAAGACAUCUUGCAAAUUGCUGUCCAGGCCUUUCUGAGAAUGAAACAAGUGAACAUUUCCCCAAGCUGUCUCUUUGUGCAUCAGAAUGUAGGGGAAAUCACUGCCAAAGAUCAAAAUGUGGAAGGAAGAAGGCGACUGCAGCAGAGACUGGAUGAAAUGGCAGCCAUGGCUGCAGAACAGGAACAAUGCUCAGGUAUCACCUGCUUCAGUGAUGUCAUUCGUUUUGAUGUAAACACCCAUGUCCAUUACUUUGCUCAUCUAUGGGAAGGGGAUCCUCCAAUGGCCCCUCCCAAUCCCAGUUAUAGCCACAACAUCCAGGAACUAAAAAGAGGAAUUCUCUUGGCUGCCAAAAAAGAAUCCAAGGGCAGGAUCCUGAAGAUGUCUGAGGUGAAAAUCCUCAUCCAGGACUUGUGGAAAGCCUUGUUGAAUGAAAACUUCAUCUUCAGCUUUAGGAAUACCAGGGAGAUCAUGGCCAUGAUCAAGCUAGAGACAAUGUAUAACAACUGGACCUGGAAUCUAAGAAGUCAUGUGUUGGGUUUGCAGAACCAACUGACCAAUCAGAUUCAGAAUGGAGAAAUUCAGGAUCUCCCAAGAAGUUCUAUUGAGGCUAACAUUGCAGAAAAGUAUGAAGCCAUCAGGCAAGAGCUUCAAAGAUAUUUUGAUGAAGAGGAAGACAAUGAAAUCCUGAUCCAGUGGAAGGGAAACUUUGAGAACAAACUGAGAAACCUUAAGGAGGCACUUGUUUCAUAUAGUAUUAGAAAGUCCAAUGAUUUCCUUAGUUUAAAGAAAAGUCAAGAUAAACUAGAUCAAAAGAAAUCAGAAUAUGAAAAAGAGCUGUUGUUGAGAAGCAGAGCUGUUGCUCUGUCAUUAAUGGGUGAAGAAUUAAGUGAUGAGCAGCUGAGAGAGAGAUUCAGUGGACUCUGGACAAAGUGUGUCAAUCAAGUGUCCUCAAAUUGCCCUCCUGUGGAAGACCCUGAUUUUCUUGUAGAUUUGGAGAAUAUAUUUCUGGAACAUUUUAAAAAAGAGCGCAAUGUGGUAAGCAAACUUCGAGAUCCUUCCAGAAGGACAAGGUUUUCCAUUAAUUAUGAUAAACAUGUCUCAAGGAAGUGGACACAUGGAUUUUUCCGUUCCCCCAUAAGAGAGGGUGAUAAAAAGACCAUAAUUCAAACUACUGAAUACAUUAAAUCACUGGUCACUGAAACUAUUGAGUCUAAGUUGAGAAUGGGAACAGAUUAUAACAUGUGUUAUUUCCAUGAAAUACUGCAUUUGAUAGACAAGAACACUGAUUCUGCAUCUGAGGAAGUACAGUACACAUUUACGAGUAGAUAUAAGAUAGAUUUGUCCUUAUAUUUAUGCCAUGGAGCAAUAGCUAAAUUUAGGGAUAUUCACACAGCAUUCAAAAGAGCACAUAACCCUGUCACGUACCUAGAAAGCAAGAAAGAGGAUAUCUUUAUGAGUUUUAAGAUUUCCUGUCAAGGUGCAACUUCUAUCACAGCAUUUGCUGACUUCCUGUGGAGCAAGCUUAGUGCUUCUCUACCUUCAGCCAUCUGGAAAAAGAUAGCCCUUGACCUAGCUGGGGACAUCAGGGCUAACUGUCCUGCCUUCAAUGGAAACCGAUCCAACCUGGAGAAACACAUUCUCAUCUCUCUGGCUGAGGAAGAAAACUUUGACAAUUACUGGACAUACAUUCACAAACCAAAACAGUUUUUUGAGAAUUACAUUGAGAAAGAGAUCCAAGCAUACUGUAAAAGUAGCGGAAGUGAGAGAUCAAAGAAGUUUUUAAGUGAUAGUUUGGAAUUUUUUAAGAAAGUCAUCCUCUCUGUUAUUCAGGAGUCGACUCUGGUAGCUAAGGAGCAAAACAAUUCUGUGUCUGUGUGGCUAGAUACAUUGUGUAAUCACCUUGGGCAUCAUUUGACCCUUCCAAGAGGAGACUUAAGAAGCACUGAACACCAGGAGAUAACUGACAUCGAAUUCCUUAAGGAAGCCAUGAAUAAACAGCUGGAUACCAAAAUCCAAAAGGUAGGAGAGGCCUGUGAAGUGAAGUUCUUGGAGGAAGUUGUACCUGAGAUUCAGGCCAUGCUCUCAGAACAGCUCAGUGGCUGCUGGAAACAAUGUCCUUUUUGCAAAGCAAUUUGUACAAAUACAGCCACAAAUCAUAGUGAGAAGCACAGUGUCCCUUUUCAUCGUUCUGCUGCUGUCACUGGCAGAAGGUGGCACCAUACUGAUGAGUUUUCCACUGGCUUCUGUACCAGCUAUGUGGCAAGUGAUGUCCGCUUUUUUGUUCAUCAUGAUGAUAAAACGUCUGUCCCGUAUAAGACUUAUUAUCAGGCAGGUGGUGAAUAUGCAACAUGGAGCAUUACUCCAGACACAUCUGCCCAGCCAUACUGGAAAUGGUUUGUGUAUCGAUUCAAAAAACAAUUAGAAGAGCAUUACGAUGGCAGAUUCAAGGGCAGAGGUCAGAUUCCUGAUGCAUGGUUCAAAAUCAGCAAGCAGGAUGUACUGAAUGACCUGAAUAAAUAAUACUUCUCUGUGACACCAAGGAGCCUUUAUGUAGAACAUUUUGAGAACUUGUUCUCUCAGAAAUGAGUUUUCAAAAUGUAAAUGUCAGAGGCAUAGCUCUACCAGACAUACAUUAUAAUGUAUUAAUCAUCAGAACUCUAUAUCACUGGUUAAAAAAAUAAAAUGGAAUUUAGUGGGACCGACUAGACAAUGGAGAACCAGAAACACUUGUUCUUAGUCUCAUAGUUCUCAAUAAGCAUGAAUGUAAAGUAUUUAUGUAAGAACCCCUGUUUUCAAGAAUUAUUGGAAAAUCUCAAAAGGAUUUUUACAGAAUGUAGGUAUAGAGUACCAGGUAAUAGCAAAUACCACUGUAAAUAAAAGUGCAUAUGUCACUUCAAUGAUAAAAAGUCAUAGUGUUAAAAAAUUAGAAAAGAAAUAGAAAUGGUACCUUUCUUAUCAAUGAUCAGGGGUAUAAUUCUUAAAUAAACAAGAGAGAUAGAUAGUUGUAACAUGUAGAUGACAUGAAAUUGAAAAUAUUUUACACAAGAAAAAUUAGUAUACCUAAUAUAAGAAGAGGAGAGGUCAAAUGGGCAGAAAAAUGCAUCAAGUAUCUCUGACACAGGAAAUUAAUAAAUACAUAAUCAAAAAAGGUCCAUUUUCUAAUAGUUAAGUGUUGAACAGAUAUAAAUAAAUAGUGUUCAAAAGAACAAUUGGAAACUGUUAGCAACCAUAAGAAAAAAAGCCUCAAAACAAAUACUAAGAGAAAUCAAAAUCAAAAUAAGCCAGAGUUUUUAUAUCAUACCUAGCCAGCUGACAAAGAUAACAAAAAAUAGGAACAAUCAAAAUUUAAUUUUUAGGGGGUGGUAUUAUGGAAAGGCAGAAACAGUAAAGUAACCAGAUUAAAAUGUAAUUGGGAAAUAUGAAAAUGCAAUAAAACACAGGUAAUGUUAAUAUGUGGGUUUCUAAGUCAAUAUGCAUCCACACAGAUCUGUAUUUAUGAUUUAUUGGUCUCUCUUUUUGAGUUUAACACAUUGCACUAAAUCAUCAGUGGUGGGACUGUGCACACAACCAUUCUGGAAAACAUUUUUAAGUUAUGCAAAUGAAGUGGCUAAAAUGUCAAUGCCCCUUGAUCUAGUGGUUCUAUUAAGACACAUAAUCUCCUUUGUGGGUUCUGCCUCUCCAGGAAUUGUCCUGUGGCAUUAUUUGGAAGUUUUUUUGGAGUGAUCGUGUUAGUAAGUUCCGAGAGCUUACUGUCUUUCCCCCACCAUCUUGGCUUCUCCCUGGAAAUUAUCAAGACACAUAAUCCCUAAGGAAGUAAUAAAGAAAAAAGAAAGGUUUCUUACACAAAAUUAGUUGUAACACCACUUUUUAUGGAAGCAAAGAACUGGGAACAAAGUAGAAUCUAUCAAUAGGGAAAUGGCUGAACAAAAUGUAUUAUAUGAAUAUAAUGAUGGAUUAUUGUGAAAUGUUAAUUAUUGAUCAAUCUUUUAUUUUAAUCACAUUCUUUAAUUAUAUAUAUAAUUUAGUUCUUAUAAAUAAUAAUAGAUUAAGAAGUGUAUAUGAUAUUCUGUGUCAGCUGCUAGGGCAUUGGUUCCAGCUAGCUCCACUGUUAACCAAAAUCCUUACUUCUAUUAAAAACCUUUGUCCAUUUAAGUUUCUUAUUUAUUAAGAGACUUGCUGUAGAUUAUGGUCACAGUUUCUCCGUGAUCAAAUAUGUCACAUGAAAGUGGAAAACACCCUGAUUAUUGCUCAUCUGUCAAAGAUCCCCAUUCUCAUGAAAAUUCCUUCUUCUUGUCAAGGAUAAUUAGAAGAGAUCAGCUUCCAUGAUGGCAAUGGAAAGUCCUGAAAUACUCAACCAAUCAGAAAAUGUAAACCCUCAUGAGAAUGAAUAUCAUGUUUCUCAGUUUAGGAUUAAUGUUCUUCAUCCAUUAUGUUCCCUAUUCUGAUGUUUCUCACUUAUGUCUAUAAAAGUGCUCUGUAAACUCAGUUCAGGGUCCUUGUACCAGCUGAGGUGGUUUUGGACUCAUUUCAUUGGCAAACUAGU